Messenger RNA from Cyanidioschyzon merolae strain 10D, 564 nucleotides. RefSeq lists its product as hypothetical. Gene Ontology annotation, biological process: protein catabolic process; proteolysis. Bases 1 to 564 code for a protein of 187 amino acids. The transcript has a single exon. Lineage: Eukaryota; Rhodophyta; Bangiophyceae; Cyanidiales; Cyanidiaceae. The record is from RefSeq and is a predicted model, not a curated record.
AUGGUAAGCUGUGUUUUCUUCGUGUCUACAUUUCAUCCAUAUUCUUUGAAUUGGCAACCACGAAACGCACCGCUUCUGCGCAGAGAAACGCUAACCCGGCGACCGACACCUGUUGUGGUGCAACGACGCGCGAACGGAGCUGCGCUGCCGAUUCGGACCGAAUGGAGCGGCUGGACGCGUCCUGAAAGCGGCGUGCGGCGUAUGCCUACGAACAUGCCCCGUGGACGCUCCAGGAAACCGUCAUUUAGCCCAACUGGAGGCGGCGCUACGACACUGGAACGGGAGGCUGUGCGGGAAAAGACAACGGCAACCAAGGGUGUGGACCCCGGCAAGAAGUACAAGCUACUGCUGUUUAAUGACGAGAAGAACACGAGGGAACGUGUCGUUGAGGUGCUCCUCAAGUGCAUUCCGGGUCUUUCCAAGCUGGAUGCACAGUCCAUUAUGCAAAAAGCACACACGACGGGCAUGGCACUCGUCGGUGUCUGGGUCUUCGAACUCGCGGAGGCGUACUGCGACCUGCUGCGCUCUGAAGGCCUUGUCUCAGAUAUAGAGCCAGCUGAGUAG